Molecule: messenger RNA, 1122 nt
Organism: Daldinia loculata
Lineage: Eukaryota; Fungi; Ascomycota; Sordariomycetes; Xylariales; Hypoxylaceae
Product: proteasome endopeptidase complex, beta subunit
Exons: 3
Coding region: 247-1029 (260 amino acids)
Cellular component (GO): proteasome core complex
Source: RefSeq, a predicted model, not a curated record
AUAGGUAGGUACGUACCUCAACAGCCUAGUCCGGAAGGCAGAACUGACGCGCAGCUCCAAGCUCCAGAGGUUCAACGUCCAAAAGAUACUGGAGCUUCGCUGCAUCCCAUCAAUAUCAGCCUUACAACUUCAUAUUUCACAAGCGACAACUAGGUCCUCUUUUUGCCGCCACACUACCAACGUAACUUUGAGGGCCAUUUCAGUCUCGACACCCGAACCUGAUCCCGUUGCCCAACUCAAUCCAAUAUGGAUCAUCGACCGCAAGCUUGGGGCCGUCCCAGAGACGACGUCUACGGCGCCUACGAUGCCUCAUACAUGCAGACCAACGGUCCCAACCAGCACACCCAGUCCCCCGUCGUAACGGGAACAUCGGUAGUGGCGAUGAAGUUCAAGGACGGUGUAGUCAUGGCAGCAGAUAACUUGGCCUCCUACGGCUCCCUAGCCCGCUUCACCGACGUAAAGCGCAUCCGCACCUUCGCCGACACCUCUAUCAUCGGCUUCGGCGGCGACGUCUCCGACAUGCAGUAUCUAGACCGGCACCUAACGGAGCUCGGCAUCGACGAGGCGUACCAGCAGACAGCACACACGCUCAACGCCCGCAGCUUGCACAAGUACCUAUCGAAGCUGCUCUACCACCGGCGCUCCAAGUUCGACCCGCUGUGGAACCACCUACUCGUCGCCGGUCUCGACGAGGAAGGCAAGCCCUUCCUAGCCGCCGCCGACCUCCUCGGCACCACCUUCUCGUCGCCCUCGCUAGCCACCGGCUUCGGCAGCAUGCUCGCCCAGCCCAUCAUGCGACGAUACGUGCCGGACGAGGAAUCCGUCGCCAACGUGACGCGCGAGCAGGCCGUCGAGGUCAUCCGGGAGUGCAUGAAGGUGCUAUUCUACCGCGACGCCCGCUCCCACGACACGUACUCCCUCGCCGUCGUGACCAAAGACGGCAUCGAGCUCACCGAGGGCGAGAAGCUCGAGAACCAGAGCUGGGCCUUCGCCGACCGCAUCAAGGGCUACGGCACCCAGACCGUAUAACCGGUGGAUCUUACCUAUCUACUCGCCACCUACUCCUCGAAGUCUACGUCUACGUCUACAUAUGCUAGUUACUAAGGGUGCCGCCAGCUAGAA